Molecule: messenger RNA, 6711 nt
Organism: Rhinolophus ferrumequinum (greater horseshoe bat)
Lineage: Eukaryota; Metazoa; Chordata; Mammalia; Chiroptera; Rhinolophidae
Gene: SNTB1
Product: syntrophin beta 1
Exons: 7
Coding region: 334-1956 (540 amino acids)
Cellular component (GO): synapse; dystrophin-associated glycoprotein complex; intracellular anatomical structure
Molecular function (GO): protein binding; structural molecule activity
Source: RefSeq, a predicted model, not a curated record
CUCCUCCGCGCUUCGCCGUGCCGCGCUGCCCUGGGUUUGGGGUUUUGCAACUGGCAGCUGGCUUUUUUUUCCCUCCCCUCCCCUGUUUCUGUCUCUCCUUCUUUUAGAUUGCUCCACCCCGCCCAGGAUCAGGCGAGGGGGGAACCAGCUGGGCUGCGGCUGCCAACUCGCGCCCGGCGCGGCAGCGAACUCCGGGAGUGGAGUCCCGCGUCCUGCCUUUUCCCCUCGGAGCGCGCUCUCCUCGCGCCCCCGGGCCCCGCGGCUCCCCCACGCAACCCUUCCCCACUUUUCCCCCCUUUUGCAAUCACAUGGCAUUUUAAGAAUGCCGGAAAGAUGGCGGUAGCGGCGGCGGCGGCGGCAGCGGCGGCCGGGCUGGCCAGCGGGGGAGGCGGCCGGGCACAGCGCAGCGGGCUGCUGGAAGUUUUGGUGCGGGAUCGCUGGCACAAAGUUCUGGUGAACUUGAGUGAGGACGCCCUGGUUCUGAGCUGCGAGGAGGGCGCUGCGGCGUACAACGGCAUCGGGACCGCCACCAAUGGCUCGUUCUGCAGGGGCACCGGGCACCCGGGCGCGGGCAGCUCGCAGCCCCCGGACUCACCGGCCGGGGUCCGCACCGCGUUCACCGACCUGCCAGAGCAGGUGCCGGAGUCCAUCUCGAACCAGAAGCGUGGCGUGAAGGUGCUGAAGCAGGAGCUGGGAGGCCUGGGCAUCAGCAUCAAGGGUGGCAAGGAGAACAAGAUGCCCAUCCUCAUCAGCAAGAUCUUCAAGGGGCUGGCGGCGGACCAGACCCAAGCCCUGUACGUGGGCGACGCCAUCCUGUCGGUGAACGGAGCCGACCUGCGGGACGCCACCCACGACGAGGCAGUGCAGGCGCUGAAGCGCGCUGGCAAGGAAGUGAUGCUGGAAGUGAAAUACAUGCGAGAAGCCACACCCUAUGUGAAGAAAGGCUCCCCUGUAUCCGAGAUUGGGUGGGAAACGCCCCCGCCAGAAUCCCCUCGCUUAGGGGGCGGCUCUUCAGACCCUCUGUUGUCAUCAUCGCAGCCCUUCUCCUUCCAUAGAGACCGGAAAAGCAUCCCCCUGAAGAUGUGCUACGUCACGAGGAGUAUGGCCAUGGCUGACACCGAGAACAGGCAGCUUGAAAUCCACUCUCCAGAUGCUAAGCAUACAGUGAUCUUAAGGAGCAAGGACUCAGCCACUGCCCAGGCCUGGUUCACUGCCAUCCAUUCCAACGUCAGUGACCUGCUGGCCCGAGUGAUUGCAGAGGUCAGAGAGCAGCUGGGGAAAACAGGCAUCGCUGGGAGCCGAGAUAUCCGACACCUCGGCUGGCUUGCAGAAAAGGUGCCCGGGGAGGGCGAGAAACAGUGGAAGCCAGCCCUGGUUGUACUGACUGAGAAGGACCUUUUAAUCUAUGACAGCAUGCCACGGAGGAAGGAAGCGUGGUUCAGCCCAGUUCACACGUACCCUCUGCUUGCUACCAGGUUGGUCCAUUCGGGCCCAGGGAAAGGAUCACCGCAGGCUGGUGUGGAUCUGUCUUUUGCAACACGAACCGGUACCAGGCAGGGGAUUGAGACACAUGUCUUCAGGGCCGAAAUCAGCAGGGACCUCUCUCAUUGGACAAGGAGCAUAGUACAGGGCUGCCACAACUCAGCUGAACUCAUUACCGAAGUCAGCACCGCUUGCACCUACAAAAACCAGGAGUGCCGCCUGACCAUACAUUAUGACAAUGGAUUUUCUGUUACCACUGAACCACAGGAGGGUGCCUUUCCCAAGACAAUCAUACAGGCUCCGUAUGAAAAGCUGAAAAUGUCUUCAGAUGAUGGAAUAAGGAUGCUGUAUUUAGAUUUUGGAGGCAAAGAUGGAGAGAUUCAACUGGACCUUCAUUCCUGCCCCAAGCCAAUCGUUUUCAUCAUUCAUUCCUUCCUGUCAGCGAAAAUUACAAGACUGGGCUUGGUUGCCUGAACAGAGGGGCGACUUGCCUUUGAGAAAAGGAGGGCUGCGAUGCCACCAGAAAGUGGGCCAUCAGACACCAUUUGCAGUGAGCAAUGCACCAGAUGUCGUAUGCCCCCGUCAGCUUUAGCUCCCGAGUCCUGCGUCACUGUCCCAGACUCCUCUGUCAGUUUCACCAACAAGGGGGUACCCUAGGAAAACACAAGGGAUAUCAGAAUACAACUGUCUUUUCAGAACAGUAAAGAGGAGAGGGCGAUUGGAAAUACACCGCAUAGCUUCCGACAAUCAAGGGCGUGAACAUUAGAACAGCACGUACAGAUCUUACUCACACCAGUUUCUAGUCUACUGGCUCACCCAGGUAAGCAAGGGCUGAAUAGAUGAAAACUGGACAUUGUCACCGCUCUCCUCCCCAGUAACCAGGACUCCUUGUUCUGUGAUGUAUCUCCUACUUCUCAGUUGACUUUCGCAGGCAAGGAAAGAAAAGUACUUCAAAUGGAAAGCCACCCUUUAUUUAAGUGUGAAGAAGCUGUUACUUUUUCUUAAUGAAUUAUCUUUCAAUAAUGGAGAAAGAUUCUGAAGUAUUCUCAUGAGCGUAUCCUGAGCAGGAAUUAAAACAAAGUCUCGGAUACUGAUCUGAGCUGUAAGCUGGUGGAAACUGAGCCAAAGUAGACUGCAAAUUGCAAAGCUUUGCUGAAGAGUGGUGUGCAAGAAAGAAGCUUAAUUCUGGGCUGCAUUCACACCAAGGUCUGCUGUCAUAGAGCCAAGACUGACAGUUUUAUUUAUAGAAAGCAAAUUAUGGAUAUUUUUUUAAAAGAUUGCCAUUUUGAUUACACACACACACACACAAAAUCAACUAACAUGGGGUUAACUAAUUAUCCUCAUUUUGUGGUUUUCAGUGGACGCACUGAGCAAUGUAUUGACCCUUGUUUCUGCCUGUGCUUGUUUAUGCAUGCGUUUUUGAACCAGUAAUAGAGCAGCUUCAUACACUUCUGGAUGAUGCUGGGUUUUAGGUAUAGACCCAGUAUUAUAAUCACAUCUAUUGAUAGCACCCUGCAGCUCUUUGGGAAUUCCAGGGAAAUAAUAUAAUGACCUGAUAUUUUUCUACAAGAAUAUUUUCAGACACCAUAUAGCGUAUUACUGAUUUAAUGCUUUUAUCUUUCAAAACAAACUCACCAAAAAUACACCUACUAUUUAAUUUGGGAGUCACUUUCCUCAGACUUUGAAAAUUAGCUCUAGAACUUCUGUAAGCAUUUGUAACCCUUCUUUCCCCUGCAGUUUACAUAGACAAAUGUUUUAGGUUAGAUUUGUGUGUUUUUUCGGAAUCAUAUUUUAGCAAACACCUAUGCAAAGAGCUUUAAAAAGUGAAAACGGUUAAAGGAAUGUAAUUUUGCUCACUGAGACAGAUGUGUUUCUUGAGUUACAAUGUUUUAUUUUAGAUCAGCCUUUCCCAAAGUAUGUAUCAUGUAACACUAGUUCCAGAGGUCAAAGACUGGUGUUUUGUGGGAGUGGAAACAGGUUUGGUAAUCAAAAAUGUUUGUUAAAUACUGAGUUAAGAAAUGUUAAACAGAUUUCACAACUGCAGGCCUCCUCAGAGACUUUAAUGUACGUUGUGAUUCUUCAAGGGAGGAACCUGUGUGCCAUUCCCUACACUCACCUACAGAACUCCUUUCUAACAGAGCAUCAUGUGAAGCUAGUGUCUAAAAAAAAAAAAGUAUAUACCAGCUUUGGGACAUUGAUUUUUUUGUCCCUUUUUUUUUUUUUUUUGGGUUUCCUAUUUUGAAAUGCUGAAGAAUGAAGUCCCAGGCUGCUAUUGUUAGGAAAGCUUUGAUGCAUUUGUAAACUAUACUGCAUUCUUUCAUUACAUAUUUUCAAAAUCACUGGAAUGUUGUUAUACAAGAAAAUUAUACUUGUGUAUUGUAAAUAACAUAUUAAAAUACACAUAUUAAUGCCAAUAGUUUAAUUCAACAAUAUAUAAUCUAAGGUGCUCAGUAGUACAUGAAGUAUGAGUUAAUUACUCAUAAUUAAGUUGCAAAGAUCCUAUUAUAUAUUUAUAGACACAUUAAAAUGAUCAUAAUUAGAAAUAUUAUUUCUUCAUCACUUAAGUUUUGGACUGAUUAAGAUGUGGGUGGAAAUCAACAGAAACUACAUUCUCUGCAUUUAUAAAAAUUUAAUUUAAAUAUUUAUAUUUUAGAAAAAAUAUAUUUGAAUAAAAUUAAUGCAUUUUCUGAAUUAUGUGUCAUUAGCAAGAAAUAGAAAAUUUUACUAAGCGAAUUGUAUAUAUGAAUCAUUUUAUUUUUUUCCAAGUUAGUGUAUCAUGUCAGAGUGGAUAUGAUGAAUCAAUUUCACUCACUCAUUUUUUUCUCAUUCUGAAUUCAACAAGUUACAAUGACUACACUGUAGAUCUUUUUAAUCUUCAUGUGUGUUAUGAAUGUUGUGAAUGACACAAACUCAUAUGUCUGGUUCAUGCCUGGGUAUAGUUAACGAAAUCAACUGAGUCAUUUUGGGGACUUUGUUUCUGCCCAAUUCGUUCUGUGCUCAGUCCGUUUCUUAUUUGAAUCAAUGAAUUAUUAAAUUCACAUGUUUGUCUCUUUCAGGGCAAACCAAUACAAAUGAAUGAUGUUUAACUACUUAGUGAGAAGCUAUUCAUUUGCUCUUUGGGGUGACAUAUGUGUGAUGACAUAUCUUUAAAUCAUCCCAUAGGGAUUUAAAGAAGGCCAAUAGGAACUUAGACAAUUUUUUUUUUCAGAUUUGAACGGAGAAACAAAACCAUACACCUAUUAAAAAAUACCUAGGCAGAGGCAUUUAAUUAAUUCUAUCAGUCGAUGGGCUGAAGAUGCUGCACAAUGCAUGUUCCUUUGUCUAAAAGCUUGUUGACCCUUCUUGGUUGAAGUCAGAAGGGACGGUCAUUAAUGGUCAGGAUUCUCCUAAAAUUAACGUACAGGGGCCGUUCUGGCCUUUGUUUUACAAAUAUCAGAUACUCUACGUUCAGAGGACUGCAAUGGGCUGGGACGAGGGAGUAAUUUUUGAAUGUACCUUGAGUUAAAAAAAAAAUGUGCCUAUGUUUAUAGCACCAUGGGUAUCAUGUAAAAUUUAUAUGAGUUAAAUAAAUAUUCACCUCUGAAUAUGGUGGACUGGCUGGUGGUUUCCUGAUAGCCACAGAGGGACAUGGGAGUAUGAAGACACAGCCUACUACUUUCUUCCUCCAAGACUGGCCUUGAAAGGUGCGAAUGGGUAAAAGGGAUGCUAUCAGCAUUUUGUUUUGUUUUGUUUUGCAUGUAUUUUUGUGUGUAUAGUUUCAGGAUGUGUCUUCACUUGGGGCUCAGGGAUCUCAUUUUUAACUAAGUUUUCAUGGGAUUCAACCUAUACACCAAACUCCAAAUACUUGAAUUCUCUGUAGGACUUGGUUGUGUUUAAAUUGCUUGUAAUAAAUGUGACCGACUUGGGGAGAGAAGUCUUUUUGCUAUUCGAAAAUUUAGUAGUAUUGAGAUUAUAUUUAGAACUGUAGAAUCUCAGUGUUAAGGAGACUUUAGAGAUCAUCAAGCACAUUAUUUCCCAAAGUCUAUUCAUAAUUUUAGCAAUACCACUUUAGUAUCUUAGUAUAUGAUUUGCUAGUAGUAUAGCAACAUAGCAUAUACAUAUAAAAAGGAAUAUACACCAAUUUAAAAAUUUUAAAUGUUUGUACCACCCAAAAUCAUACCAGAUAUACUAUGGUACUACAUUUUGGGAAAUGCUGACUUUGUAUAAUAUUCCACUAAAGUCAGGAAUCUCUUCCUGAACAUACCUUGUACUUGUUUAUUCCCGCAGAAAUGGAAAAUUUCCCGGGGGAGGGAGCGCCUUAUCUUUUGAUGCAAGCCACUCCAUUGCUGGAUGGCUACAGUUGUUAGAAAGUUCUUAAAUUCUUAGAGCAAAACUUAUGUCUGCCUAACUUUCAGUCAUCAUCACCCUGUUCUACCCUAGAAAGACUGAAAGUCGAAUUUUUUCCACCUGAGUGUCCCAAAUAAAAAGACAAAUCAAGGCUGAGGAUGACUAGGUAAUAUAAAAUGAUCUGAAAAUGGCUUUAAAUAGGACAUUUACAAUUCCUCAUUUUCAUCUUUAAAAUACCAAUUGGCCAAGAUUAAAACUUUCCAUAAUAAUUAGUGGUGGAAAGUGAUGGGAAAACAGGCACUUAUACAUCCAUUCGUAGGUAUAUAGUAUUUAGCAAUAUUUUGGAGGACAAUUUGGCAAUAUCUAUAAAAAUUUAAAAAUCCAUGUAACUUUUGACUUAUGGGGAUUCAUCCUAGAGAUAUAACUGCACAAGGGCACAAAGACUAAUGUAUAAGGAUCAUCUUUGCAGCAUUGUUACAAGAAGCUGAAAAGGUCAAUGUGACCGUCUAGAACUAAAUAAAUCUUGGCAUAUCUAUGCAUUAGAAUAUUCUACAACUGUUCACAAAGAAUGGUCCAUUUGUAAGUGCUAAUAUGCACAAAAUUUCUAAAGGCAAGUUCUGCAAAAUGCAAACAUAGAUACACUGUACACACACAUUCCAUUUGUUUUUUAGAAAGUGGUUCUCUUCAUGCUCCCCGGGGCACUGCUGGGGCAUUCUGGAAAUCUGUGCUAGUGUUUUGUUGUCACCAUGAUUGGGGGGCAAAGGGCCCUAUUGGUGUUUACUGAACAAGAGUCAGAAUUGGUAGACUUCUUGCAGUGUGAUGACAGUGCCUACAUCUAAUGGGACCAUUUCCCACACAAUUUUUGUAUCCUCUGAGUUAUUCAUGUAGGUUAAAAAAAAAAAA